Molecule: messenger RNA, 2222 nt
Organism: Capsella rubella
Lineage: Eukaryota; Viridiplantae; Streptophyta; Magnoliopsida; Brassicales; Brassicaceae
Product: BTB/POZ domain-containing protein SETH6
Exons: 3
Coding region: 15-2039 (674 amino acids)
Molecular function (GO): protein binding
Source: RefSeq, a predicted model, not a curated record
AGAAGAGAUCCUAAAUGGGUGUUGUUACUAUUCCUGAGUCGAAGCAAAGUGUAUCCGGGAAAAGAGCCUUUCGUCCAAGUUCAAGUAUCAGACACACUCCUCCUCAAUGGUUCCCUACUCAGUCUCAUCUCAUCUCCUUUCUUUCUUGCGCAUCAAUUUUAAUCUUUUGCUUUCAAAAUUUCACCCUUUCCUUGUCUCCCCUGCUUCUAAUUUCUAGGCCGGUCUCGGACGUUACGAGUGACUUAACCAUCGAAGUAGGCUCUGCCAGCUUUUCUCUCCACAAGUUUCCUCUCGUCUCUCGGAGUGGAAGAAUCCGGAAACUUGUCCUGGAAUCAAAAGACACGAACCUGAACCUACCAACUGUCCCCGGCGGGUCAGAAUCGUUCGAACUCGCAGCAAAGUUCUGCUACGGCGUUGGCGUUCAGUUCAACUCGUCGAACAUCGCAGCGUUGCGAUGCGUUGCUCAUUACCUAGAGAUGAACGAAGAUUUGUCGGACAAGAACCUGGAGGCGAGAACAGAGGCCUACCUUAAAGACUCCAUUUUUAACGACAUUUCGAAUUCGAUAAGUGCUCUUCACUCCUGCGAGAGGCUGCUCCCUGUAGCUGAAGAGAUCAACCUCGUCGGGAGGCUCGUGAACGCAAUCGCUGUAAACGCUUGCAAAGAACAGCUAGCCUCUGGUUUGCUCAAGCUUGAUCAGAAGUUCGGUGGAUGCGCCGUGAGAUUGCCGGAGACGGAGACGGAGAAGCCGUGUGAUUGGUGGGGACGCUCUCUGCCAAUCCUCAAGCUCGACUUCUUCCAGAGAGUUGUCUCCGCCAUGAAAUCCAAAGGUCUCAAUCAGGAUAUUAUCAGUGAGAUCCUUAUGAGUUACGCUCGCAAAUCACUGCAAAUCAUCAGAGAACCUAAUCUCGUCAAAUCAGACUCCGAUCUGCAGAGGAAACAGCGAAUCGUCCUGGAAGCUGUCGUGGGGCUCCUCCCUACGCAGGCCAACAAAGGCUCCAUCCCUAUCUCCUUCCUCUCCAGCCUCUUGAAGACUGCUAUAGGAUCUGGAACCUCCGUCUCUUGCAGAUCGGAUCUGGAGCGACGGAUCAGCCACCAGCUCGACCAGGCCAUCCUUGAGGACAUCCUCAUUCCGGCCAACAUUGGCGCCAUGUACGACACCGAUUCAGUGCAGCGAAUCUUCUCCUUGUUCCUGAAUCUUGAUGAGUGCGACUACAGAGACGACGAGGACGACCGUGGAAACGUGGUGGACGAGAGCGAGAUGGCCAUGUACGAUUUCGACGGGCCAGAGUCCCCGAAACAGAGCUCCAUCUUCAAGGUGUCGAAGCUGAUGGACAGUUAUCUCGCUGAGGUGGCUCUCGACUCGAGCCUCCCUCCCUCGAAGUUCAUAGCUCUCGCAGAGCUUCUCCCUGACCAUGCUCGCGCCGUCUGCGAUGGCCUCUACCGAGCCGUUGACAUCUUCCUCAAGGUUCAUCCCCACAUGAAAGAUUCAGAGCGGUACCGUCUCUGCAAGACAAUCAGCUGUCAGAGACUGUCGCAGGAGGCAAGCAGCCACGCGGCUCAAAAUGAGAGGCUUCCUGUUCAGAUUGCGGUUCAAGUCUUGUUCUACGAACAGACGCGGCUCAAGAACGCCAUGACCAGCGGUGGCACAGGGGGUUCGAGCCAAAGCCAGUUCUUCUUGCUUCAAAACCGCUCGGGAAGCGGGAUGGCAAGCGGAGCGAUCUCGCCACGGGACAACUACGCGUCAGUGAGAAGAGAGAACAGAGAGCUGAGACUGGAGGUGGCCAGGAUGAGGAUGAGGCUAACGGACCUGGAGAAGGAUCAUGUUUCGAUGAAGAGAGACUUGGUAAAGCCCAGCCGGAGAAGGCGCAGUUAUGGAAUGUUGAGGAAGCUCUCUAGAGGUCUGAACAAGUUGAACGCUAUGGUUUUAAGAUUCAGGAGCAGCCAAACUAGUGCUGGUAACGGUAAGCUUACGGAGGAGAAAACUAAUUCCGAAAGACGAUUCAUGUUUCAGAAGAGGAGAUGUCACUCUGUUUCUUGAUUUUUUAUUUUUUAGUUUCUAAAUAUUUGCUUUCUUUCUCUCUUUGUUUUUCUUUCUUUCUUGUUUGGGGUGUAAUCUUUCUUUUAAGCUGAAUUUGAAUGUGUAAAUUUGUAAUUUACAGAUUCUACUAGUUUUCGAAUUAGAGUCAAAUAAAUCUUCCGGAGUUUGGAAGCUUUGCUUGUA